Tyto alba (common barn owl) is the source of this 11042-nucleotide messenger RNA. RefSeq names its product NEDD4 binding protein 2 (gene N4BP2). The transcript has 19 exons. The coding region runs from base 4763 to 10114 and encodes 1783 amino acids. Gene Ontology annotation, molecular function: ubiquitin binding. The record is from RefSeq and is a predicted model, not a curated record. NCBI's taxonomy places the organism in Eukaryota, Metazoa, Chordata, Aves, Strigiformes, Tytonidae.
UCGGUGGAAACGCUUCGUCCGUUUGCCCCGAGCAAGAGAUGGGGGGUGCCCGUGAACUUUAAAAGCGUCUCGCAAAGAACAGAGCCCCGCCAGAUACAGUUCACCCCGUGCAAAAUGAAAUCAAAGUAUUUUUAGUCCUUAAGCGGGUUGGUUGUUUUGAACAGUCCAGAACUGCUGAAACGGGUUGAUCGGGUGGUUAUUUGUGUUCUCCGUAGCGUAGUAUUCUCACGUGCUUUGGACAUGGUCUGGGGUUUUGCUGAUCAAGUGCCAUAAAGUACUGGGGCUUUGGAGGAGCCUGACUUCAAGUGAGAAGAAGAAAAAUACAUAUUUACUAUUACUUUCCUUAACUAUUACUCCAAAUAGCUAAGAACAGUUCAACUCUCAAGAGACGCAGUUUUUAUACAGCAUCUUGACAAAGUUUAGUAUGCAUCUCAAGUCUUUCAGUAGGAUCUUGCAGUGAAAAGAUGAGAAUAAUUCAUACAGAACUUAGGCAAAAAAACCUCCAAAAGGAUAUGACAGGUAGAGCAAAAGAAUAGAGAGGGUAAUCAGCUUGCUCUUCAUCCGUUUCACCUUCACUGGAAUAAAAGCUUUAGAUAAUACAUCUUGGGAUCUGAUUGGAGAGCCAAAGGUUGAGAUAUAAACCUGAAGCAUAUUACAGAAGUGCAGAAAAAUUUAAGUAUGGUAUAUGCUUGUAAGCAUGAGAGUUUUAGCCCUGAUUCAUCUGGGUGCAGUCACCAUGACUUGUGCUUGUGUCAUGUGUUUGCAGCACUUUCAACUUGCUACAGUUUGUGUUUCUAUAGAUUAUGAGAAGAGCUUGUGAAGGAAAUUUAACAUCAUCAAAGCACAUCUUAAAAAUCUAUUCAUUUGUUCUUUACAGGCUUUCUCCUGUUGUGUUUUGUUUUUAACUGUGGAGUUGUCCUGUGUCUUUGUUGUGGUCUUGUUUACACUUUUUAAAUUAUUUUUUUAUUUUUUUUACUUUUUAAGAACUCUCCCUCUGUUGUGUUAAUGCAUUUGAACUGGGGAAGGCACUGAUGUAGAGGGAAAGGGAAGCGAGAUUCUUAGUGUUACAAAUUUGAAAGUGCAAUAGUACUUGAUGUUAGCCUAGGCAUGGUGUUAGGAAACAUCCAUGGUAUACUUACAGCUGUUUCACUUGAUGGUGUAGGUGGAUUCUUACUUGUGUCUAUUUUACAAAUGAAAAUUAUGUUGUCUUGAAUUAGUGUAUAAAUAUGUUGUAAUAGGGACUUUGGGGGGUUGUAGUUCAGAGUUGUUGCCCAGUCUCUUGUAUUUCCUUCCCAAUUGUGUACUGAUCUGUAGUCUAUGCUAAAUGGCUGAUAUAAUCAAUCUAAUUCUUAUUUCAAAUAGAGUUAUUCUGCAUAUGAAUUUAGCUCUGGUAAAAGUUCCUGAAUUAUUAAUCUUGAGUUUUAAGAAGUUGCUGCCUUUGUUUUUCUUACAGAGGCUCUGCUACUAUAGAAAUGUCAGUGGGGCAUUAAUUAGCUGUCUAGGUACACUGCCUUUCAGAAUUAGGCGAGGCCAUAGGUUGAUAUUUUCACCUGAACCCAGCUGUGGGUAUGGAAGAGGUUAAGUUUUCCAGCUGUUUCUUCUCAGGACUCUGCUGGGGAUUUUUGAUCUACCAGUGCCUUGGUUUAUGUAACUGAUCUGUGUUCCAUCUGAAAAAUUGCCUGUGUUAACUCAAAUGACCAUUUAAAACUAUUUAAAUGGACCUGGCUGACAUUUUUCACAGUCAUGUAAAGUGAACUCAUGUGAACUACUCUCUGAAGGUAAAUGACAGGUUUAAGUCUCUCUCAAGUAAGUAAUGACAGUCAUUUGGAGGCUGUAAGCUUUUUGUUGAUGUACCUAGAUCAGGAUGAGGUCAGCUGUCUGUGGUUUACAUUAAGCUGAAAAUAGUUUUUAUCUUUGUAAUAGGUGUGUAAUGGCUGUUGGUGUGCUAUGUUCAGCUGGCCUAGUAGUUUAAGAAAUGGAAGUGCAUUUGUCGUUAUGAAAUGGAUAAAAUUGCCCUGAUAGGUCUGUGUAAUGCAGUUUCUAGUCCUAGUACCUGAUACAUGAUUUUAUUUUUUUUCCCCAGAAAAUACUUAGAAUGUCUGUGUGAAUAAGCUAUUCUCAUUCCCAUCUUGCUUUCUUUAUGUGAUUUGGUUUCUUGCUUUCUUUAAGUCGUAAUUGUAUGAUGCAACUUGAAUCAGUGUGAGUUGGCUAAGUGUAGUAUGUGUCACUAUAGUGUGUUCCUGUUUGGGAAAUUCUGGAAUGGUUCUCCUGUUGCUGUUGUAUGUGGACCAUGAGCAAAGUUCGCAGACUUUGUGUCUCUUUCCAACCUGACUUCUCAGCUUCCUGAUGUGGCUGUUACUGUUUUGAGGUCAUUGGUUAAUAGAUAACACACCUUGGUGAAAAAUGUGGUUUAUGUUCUAGCACACCUUGUGCUCUGGUACUCCGGCAGUCAUGAUUAUCCGUCUCUUCAGUGUCCUCUUCUUGCAAGUGCUAUCUGCAAACGUGAACGCAUCUUCAUUUUUUUUUCUGUAUUUGAGCCCAUGCUCAUGUUCAAAAAUUUCUUCUGCUUCAGCUUUGUCCCAGUGUGCAACAAACCUUCGUUUAGAGACACGGAAUUAAAACCCAUAUGAGGCUGUUAGGAGGGAAGUGGCAGCUGGGGAUCACCAGAGUGCAGCACUGUAUGUAUCAUGGACUUGAAGGUCUACAGUAGGAAGAGAUUAUACUGCAGAAAGUUGGCCAGACAGUGCUGCCUUUGAGUUGUUCUGUGUACCACACACAAGGGAAAGGUGUGGAGCUGCGAAGCCUUUGUAUAUGGAAGCACCAGAAGCAAGGCCUGGUUACAUUGCAGAAGCUCUGCUAGGUGUCUGCACGGGUCCGAAGAUUCGUGCACUGGAGUUUGAGUCUUUGACAGCCACUUCCCUUUGUUCCCAGCCAUGCUAGGGUUGUAGCAUCGUCCAUCUUCAUUUGCAUCAACAGCUAAAGCAAGCCAAGAUGUGAGGAAGCAGCAUUUGCGUUGCCAGCCCUGGCUGCUGCCAGUGUGGAAAACUCUAAAUAAAUAUUCUUUUAAUGUCCUGCAUUUCCUUCCUGCAUAAUAUGCCACCUGCAUGUUCAUGCCCAUAAUAAUAAGCAUCACUUGUGAUCUUCAGUAAUACUCUUCUUUUACAGUAUCAUCGCAUCUUGUUGGAACCAGUGCUUACCUUUGCUGCCGCCCUUUUGCUGGUUUUCCAAGCAUUAAAAUAAAUACUCAUCAGAAAAAAAAAAAAUCUUAAGAAACAGGAAACAAUAAUAUAGCAGAAUACAGCAAUGUUAUAAUUAACCUAAUUCAGAGAGUCUUGUUCAGCUUUACGAUGUGAUAUUUUCCUUUAUCAUCCUGAACUAUUUUGUACAUUAGAUUAUAUCAUAGCUUCUUAGCUAGAUAUUGCCAGAGUUGCAAUUAAAAAAAAAAAUAAAGAUGAAAAGCUAUUUCCAGCAACUCGGAGAGGCACCAAGUCUUGAAUUACAGACAGCAGUGCCUGUAUCUUGUAUAAAGGCCUUUCAGAGACAGGUAUGGAAAUUUGUCUGGAGAGGAUGUGAAAGGAAAUUAUGUUGUGAUGAGGAACUGUAAUUUUGCAGAGAUGUGUUACUUCUGUUUGCUGCCCUGCGGCCUGACUUUUGGACAGUCUCUGGAAAUAUGGUGUAGGGAAGUUGCAGUUCCAUCUGGCAGGAGUUCUCUUUUCUCUUUCAAAAUACUCUCUCUCUCUCUGUUUCAUAAUGUAGAGCAGGAAUACGAUCUUAAGCAGUAGUACUGAUUGCAGGUGUGAAACUGCAGAAGCACCAACAGAACCGUAAGCCUGGCUGGUCUCCUUCGUUGCAGCCUGUUACGUUGCUCUAGAGGCUGGGCACAGGACACAGCAAAGCAGCCGAGCUGUGUGGAGUCUGCACUGGGGACAGCCCAGGUUGCCUGGGCGCUCUGCCUCCUAGAAGAUCUCCCCUCAGAGCUGAGUUCAGCCUGGGCAUGGGUAACCCUUACUUCAGCACUCCCAAGCAGGGCAGGGAGCUGUAUGGGAGGCUACCAAAGAAUGUAGGAGGGAAGCUCUAAAAGGAUCUGAUAUCUCUGAGCUCUCCUAGGGCUAGGAAGACAUUUGGCAGAUACUCUCAUUAUUUACUGGGGGAAAAAAAAAAAAAAAAAAAAAAAAGAAACAAAACCCCCCAAAAAACCCAAGCAACAACCAUCUCCACCUAAACAAGGAAAACGAUGGCUUGUUGAUUUUUCUAGCUUGUCAGGCUGCGUAUCUCCGUGCUCCAUAAUCCCAAGGCCACUUCUUUUUUUGCCACAUGCCAAGAUUAGACCUUCAGCACACAGCAAAAGGAAGGUUUUCUUUGCUUAAUUCACCACAUGAUGGAAUGGAUCUUUUCUUGACUGGCGUGGAUAUGUAGGACUAUUCAAGAUGGUUAAGAACUGUGGUGAAGAAGCAAGUGGAAUGACAAGAGGGAGCAUCCACUUCUGCUGACAUCUAAUUUGUAUGUUCAAAAGUAUGGUUUCCUGACAGAAGAGUGCAUUAUAUUUUUUAACAGCAGAUCUUUAUUAAAUAUGCCACCUGUGGUGGUUUUGGAAAGAUGAGAAGGGACCCACUGCGGAGCAACUCAGUGAAGCUGAAAAUGUCUGCUAUUUCUGUUAUGCAUAUCACAGUUACAAGAGGUUUUUCAUGAUUUCUGAGUUUGGUGCUGUCAGCCUCAUGUGAACAAACUAAAACGAAAAGCAAGCUGAUUUUUAGAAAACAAAAUGCCACGGAAAAGGAAAACUGGUGGGAGUCCUUCUCGGAAGAAUGGCAAUUCUGACAGAACUGCUGUUGCUGUAUCCCAAGGGGACCCAAGCUACUUAGUGUCACAAGCAGUGCAUAGUGUCAAUAAGGAAGACCUCUUCAACAGCAUGUCAGAGAUGUUUUCUGACCUAGAUCCUAGUGUGGUUUAUAUGGUUCUGUCUGAAUGUGAUUUUAAAGUAGAAAACGCUAUGGAUUAUCUACUAGAACUGUCCACCCAUGCCAAAGGUGUAUCAUCUUCAGAAACAUUGGGUUUUGAGUCAGUAGCAUCAUCACUAGCUCUUGUUAAUCAGCAAAGAUCUGUUGCAAAUGAAAGAAUGGGGGAAAGUACUGCAGAACAAAGUAAUACUGAAGAAGGAAAAGAAAAGGUCCUAUCACCUGAUGUGCAGCUGACUGAAGAACUGGAUUCCUUAAUAGAAAAUGCCUUUCAGAGAUACAGCUUGAGUGAUGAAUUGCCUAAUUCUGCAAAUGACCAAAUAGUACAUAAGCAGUCCACGGAACACGAUAGCUUUAAUGAGUUUCUUGAGUGGGAAAAAUCUGGUUCAGGUUGCAAUGUCCUACUUUUUCCACAUCAAACAGGGACAAAUAAUGAGGUUUUAGAAGAGUUCUGCUGUUCUCAGCCAACGUUGAGUCAGCUGAGUGUCCAGACAAGUUCACCAGCUGCAUCAGACACUUCUGCACAGAUAUUGGAAGAUGCUGAUUUGUCAGAAAUACAUGUACAGCAUGAUGUAGCUUCAGAAGUCUACAAAGAGGCGAAUGGAGAAAUGUCAUGUGGAAAUUCUGAUCAGACACAAGAUACUGUUUUGGAUCAAAAAACUGUGACAGCUGCUUCUGGUGAGUCCUCCCACAGACCUCUGGAACCUGGAGCAGCUGUCACUGGAUAUCCUAAUUCAGGGUGCCUGGAACGGCAUGAAGAGGUAGUAACUGCUUUUAACAGCCACCAGAGCACUUCUCUUCCAGAGACGUAUCUCUCUGUUGAAACAUCCGGUUUCAAAACACCCAAACCUGCAGAUUUUCAGCAAACUCAGCAGGAUUAUAACUUAAAUUUUUCUACACUGUCAUGUCAGCCUCAACAACACUGGAAUCUCAUGGCUCCUGUGUUUUAUCCAUCCAGUGGAAGUCACAGCUUUUUAACUCCUGUGGCUGUCAGACCAGGGCAGUGGAGACCUGUUUCAGACUAUAGAACUCUGGAAAAAGGACUUUUUUUUCCCUCUCCAGUGGUUUCAAAUGCCUGGGAUAGCAACCCUUCUCUGAAGGUAUGGGGAAAUCAAGAUAGAAACUCAAAAUUGAACCUCUCGCAAGCACAGCAGCCACCUGUUUGUCACAUGAUGAGAAAAAAGAUGCACCUUAUAGGUCAAGUACUUGUUCUUCUCAGAGGUGUUCCAGGAUCAGGAAAAUCAUAUUUGGCAAGGACUUUGCUUGAGGAUAACCCAGGUGGAAUCAUUCUUAGUACUGAUGAUUACUUUUAUAAACAUGGACAAUACCAUUAUGAUCCUGAUUGCUUAGGGGAAGCGCAUGACUGGAACAGGAAACGAGCCAAAGAAGCAUUUGAAAUAAGAAUCUCUCCUAUAAUAAUAGACAACACAAACAUACAAGCAUGGGAGAUGAAGCCUUAUGUUACUUUGGCUCAGCAGUUCAAAUACAAAGUCAUGUUCCGAGAACCAGACACUUGGUGGAAGUUUAAACCAAAGGAACUGGAAAGGCGAAACAUUCAUGGUGUAUCUAAAGAAAAGAUCAAAAGAAUGUUGGAACGGUAUGAACGCUGCCUUACUGUUAGUUCAAUACUGGAUUCUUCAGUUCCAGACAAAUCAGAAGCUGCUGGCUGGAGUGAAGAUCCUUGUCAGGAGGAAAGCCAUAGAAAGAAAGAGGCAGAUUCUAAUGUAAAGGAAGAAAAACCUUCUGUUUCUGAUGUGGAGCCUCUUGAAUUAGCUGAAGAUGAUAAAACUUUUCUCAGUACUUCUCUAGCAUUAGAAAGUGACUGUGAUCCUGAACACUUUCAGAAAGAGAAAAAAGAAAUGGAAAAUAACUCAGUGGAACACAAUUCUGAGAACAGCACUGUUCAAGAUGACUUGGAUGUUUAUUUAUCAGACUAUGUAGAAAAAGAACUGCUCUUGGAGAAGAAAGAAGAAAAGGGAGAAAAAAUAGAAAAAAAUACUGGAACAGAAAUGGAUAAGGUCGAUGUGACCGUGACUGAAGAGACUGUGUGCUUGCAUACAUGGGGAGUUGAGGAACACAAUGAUAACGUUCUCAAAGUUCACACUGAAGUUGAACAAUCUAGCGAAAUAUCUACGGAACAAAAUUCAACACAAAGUAGUAACAUCGUGGAACCAAGCAGUUCAGCUUUUGACAUGUCAAGAAAGCCAGAACUACUAAAUUUUCUAGGUGACUGGCCUGUAGAACAAGCAAUGGGACAGAGAGUCAAAAGAGCUAGAAGGCUAGAAAAAUCUCUGAAGAAUGAUAAGGAAGGUAAAACUCCCAGUCAGCAGUGUCCUGAGUUAGAUAAAGAGCAAGCAGGCCUGCCUGAGAUCUGUACUGUUGAAAAAGGACUUGAGGAAGAAAAUCUAGCCUCUGUUAGUUCAGAUAAAGUUACAGCAGAAUUGCAAGUGAUAGGACAUUGGCCUGUCUCAGGCUCAUUAGAACAGAGACAACAAAGGUCAAGGAGAAUAAGAAAGACAAGUCUAAAUCUGCCUGAUGAAGGUAGAAAUACCGAAGGUGAUGUUAAUAGAAAUGCUCUUGAGACCGUAGAUGUGCUUCAUGGGAUACCUGUGAGCUCUGCAGCGGAUACGCAGAGUUUGCAUAUGCACCGACAUGAAACAGCUAGUGAAAUAGUAGGUGAGAAAAAACCCCAGCAAAAUAAAAGAAUGAGGAAACAUCACAAAUUAGCCCUCACUUUUACAAACAACAAUUUGGCCCAUCCCAAAGAGGAGGAACACUUGUUUAUGCUUAAUGCAGCAAAAGAGAAACAGGACACAUGCUUGUGUAGACAGAAAAGUAGCCAUUCACAGACUGAAUCACAGGACUUUGCUCUCCUAUGGAGAUUAGAAAAGAAAAUGCUUUUCCCUGAGACUACCAAAGUAUUGCAUGGCAGACUAGAUGGCUUCAAACCCAAAGACAUAGAUAAUGCCUCAGAUUCUCAUGAAAAAAUACCCUAUCGAGUUAUGUAUGAUAAAAGUACAUUUGUGGAAGAAAGUGAACUUACUGAUAUUGAUGAAUCUGAAAAGCUAAAUAUGCUAUGUAAGCUCUUUGACUCUGUUUCAUUUGAAGCUGUGAAAGAUCUGUAUGAAAGAUGUAACAAAGACAUAGACUGGGCCACAGGUCUGCUGUUGGACUCUGAAAAGUUACGGAAAGAUGUUGAUACUGAAUGCUUUCAGGUAAAAGAAGCUGAGCGAGUUGUCGCAGAUCUUGAUUUCAAAGCAAGUACGAACUAUGGUGAAAAUCUCAAAGUCUCUGAACAAACACCACAAAUACUUGGGGCUGGUGAUAUCUCUGAGCCUUCAGAAGACAAGAACUCAUCACUCAGCAUGGCAGAAAGUAGUGCUACCAAGGCAACUGUGACAGAUGCUGAUGUAUCUGACUCUUCGACUUUUGCCUUAUUGAAUGAUUCAGUGGAACUGAAAAAUUCUGGAGAUGCAGCCCCUAGAUCUGAUGCAGGCAGCUCAACAGCAGGUAUCACUGAGCCAUCUGUUUCAGUAAAGCAGAAGAUAGAGUCUGAGAGUCCUGUUGAAGAAACUAUAGAUCAGCCAUCAGUCUCACAACUUGAUGCAGGUUUCUUUAUACCCAUGACUUUGCCUCAUGGUCCUAACACAACUUCUACUAAUUUGAAAGCUGAAUUAAAUAAGAAAAGUGAUAGUAACCCUUCAGAAACCAAUGCAGAGAAUUCCAAAGUGGCUGCUUCAGUACUGGAAAAGGAUCAUCCACCUUUGGUCAGCCCUAGGAGCGAUAAAGAACUGGAGAUGAAUAAGGAAACCCAGGGGAGUUCCAGGGAAAUAAGUGGUAAAGAAGUUGAAACUCCAAGCUGGGAUGAAGCUAAAGCCAAGAUAGAAAGCCCUAUACCGUCAUCAAGUGGAGCCUUCAAUAUAGAUUGCCUAGAACUAACAUUACCUCCUGAACUGGCACUCCAAUUGAAAGAAAUAUUUGGGCCUGUUGGCAUUGAUGCAGGAUCACUAAGUGUUGAGGAUUGUGUGGUUCAUAUUGAUCUGAAUUUGGCAAAAGUGAUUCAUGAAAAAUGGAAAGAAUCUAUUCUGAAGCGUCAGAGGAAAGAUGAAUCAUGUAAGUUGUCUGCAGAAGGUCCUACUGUGAUUCAGCAGAUAGAUACAGAUGACUCAGAAAUGCUGUUAUCUCAGAAUGCAGACAUUAAAAUACAGAAGAAAAAAAUGAACUGGGUUUCAGGCUCAUCUAAUGACAUACAGACUAGAAAACCAGCACCAUCAGACGUUUUUCCUUUUAUGGACCACUGGAAUGCUCAGAUUCAGAAAGUUUCUCUCAGACAAAUAAUUUCUGAAGAAAUAGCUAUUCAGGAAAAACAGGACCUGAAUCGUGUUCCUUCUAUGGCUAGAAAAGACUGUGCUGCUAAACUAAAGGAGAAGCAACUUUUUGAGAUGUUUCCAACUAUUAAUCAAAAUUUCUUAAUGGAUAUCUUCAAGGACAACAACUACUCUUUAGAACAAACUGAACAGUUUCUGAACUGUGUUCUGGAGGCAGAUCCCGUAAAAACAGUCAUAGCUCAAGAAAGUGUUCAGCAAAACGAAAUUCUUUCUUCCUACAGUGCUGCAAAGAACCGGGAGAAGAAGGCAAAAAAAAAUAAGGAAGACGAUGAUCCUUUGGGUGAAAUAUUUCAAGAAUUUGAGUAUCCACAGUAUGAUGAUUUAAGAGCAGAAGCCUUCUGUCACCAGCAAAAGAGACAGGAAUGUUUGAAAAAGGCUGGGGAGGCCUAUCACAUGGGUAUGAAGUCUGUGGCAGCAUUUUAUGCACAUCAGGGUCGCCUUCAUGAGCAGAAGAUGAAAGAAGCCAACCAUGCUGCUGCUGUGCAAAUCUUUGAGAAAGUAAAUACUUCCUUGCUGCCUAUGAAUGUGUUGGAUCUGCAUGGUCUCCAUGUGGAUGAAGCUGUGAAUCAGUUGUCCAGAGUGCUGCAGGAAAAAAGUGAAGAGUACCAGCAGACUGGUGGUAAACCAUAUCUAUGUGUUAUCACGGGAAGAGGAAGCCAUAGUCAAGGAGGAGUUGCUCGCAUCAGACCAGCAGCUAUCAGAUACCUCACAAGCCACAACUUCAGGUUCACAGAAGUAAAACCAGGCUGCCUGAAAGUCAUGCUGAAUUGAAGGGUUGUCAAGAAGAGGAAUAUAGAAAUUGAAGUGUCAGAUUACAGCUGAAAACUUUUUGAAUAACUGCAAUAGUAUUUUGUAAUCUGUUUUAAAGGAUGAUAUUUUAUUAGAAAUGGUCUCAAUUUACAGCAAGUGGUUUUGUCAGUAUGUUUCCAAGAAAAUUUUUUUGUGGAACGGAUUCUUUUUUGAACCUGCAAAAAGAAGACACUUGCAGUAUUUGAAGUCUCGGAAAUGCAGAGUAAGAAUUUUGCUGAGCAGUGUUUGAUGCUUUAAAGGGAAGUUAAGGUACAGUUUUUAAAUAUAACUGUCUUCUCAGCAUACCCAGUCUAUGUCUUUUGACCCUCACGCAUUUUAAUUGCUGUGGAUUCUGUGCUUUUAAAAUACUGUACCGUGUACAAAGUUAUUUUGUGAUUCAGAACUUUGUGCUAAGCCUUUCAGAAUAGCACAGGGGAGGUGGGAACUCGGCAACUACUGAUAUUUCAAAUCCAAUUACAGCUGAGUGCUUAAUAUUUCCCAGUUUCUUCAAAAAUCUGAUGUAGUCUGUUUUUAGUGCUUAUUUUGUGAUGGGUUGACCAGUUCUAUUGUCCUCACUCCAUUCUUAACUUCUCCUGAUAUUGAUGGAAGUUGCAUAUAAAGGACCAGGUGCAGUAAGAUCAGGUGUAGUUUUGGUAAUUUUGCAGGUUUAUGGUGAUCUAUUGAAGGGAAAAACACAACUCUGUAGUUCAAUCUCUACUUACACAUAGCUAAUACUGUAAUUUUUCAGGAAAUGCCCUUACAUUUUUUCAACAUCUACUGGAUUAGAAGCGUUUCUUUCUUUAUGGCUUUUUAAAUGGAGCAAAUUGAGUACUGUUUCACUUUACAGGUGUCUAAUAGUGACAUGUCUUCAUUCUGUGUGCAUUAAAUUUGGUGAUUUCCUUGUAAAAAA